This is a messenger RNA of Osmia bicornis bicornis, 684 nucleotides long. RefSeq lists its product as uncharacterized. The coding region runs from base 1 to 684 and encodes 227 amino acids. The record is from RefSeq and is a predicted model, not a curated record. The transcript has a single exon. Lineage: Eukaryota; Metazoa; Arthropoda; Insecta; Hymenoptera; Megachilidae. Gene Ontology annotation, molecular function: nucleic acid binding; zinc ion binding.
AUGGCUGUACAAAUUGAAAAAUUUGAGUGCAUAUGCAAAAAGCUCACAGACGUGAAUGAUUCGCCAUCGGAAGCAGCAGUGGUGUCAAAAUUAUUGAGCAGUUUGCCGACAAAAUUUUCACCUUUCCGAAUGGCAUGGGAAUGUACUCCAAAAGCAGACAGGAAAAAGGAAAAUCUGAUUACACGAUUAAUCCGAGAAGACAAGCGCCUGUGCGAAGCUGAAGAAAGUGCGCCGUCAUUAGCUCUUCAAGUUCACGCUCUCAACCCGAAGAAAAACGAAAAUGGUGACAAAUUUGGAAAAGGCGCCACAGCAAUAUCUGCGAGUAAGAAAAAUAUAGAAGAAUUGAAGAAACGAACAAAAUGUACAUAUUGUAAACAGAAGGGACACUGGGUUCGAGAGUGUCUGAAGAAAUCCGCGGGAGAGAAAAAUUCGAAAGAGGCCCAGGCUAAUUAUCCUUCUAAAACGGCGAAUGCAUACAUCUGCGAUGUUACUGCGUUCUACUCAGGUACUUCCGACGAAGAACAGAAUGAAUGGAUAGCGGAUUCGGGUGCAAGCAAGCACAUGACGUAUAGAAGGGAUUAUUUCUCCUCUCUCAAGCCCCUCAGUGAAGGUUACUUCGUUAAAAUUGCCAAUGACAAAAUUUUACCUGCUGCUGGCAUCGGCACCGUUAUAAUCAAUGAAUAG